CGGCAAGGCUGCCUCCACGGUUCCCAUUCGCGGGCCCCAGCUCCCUCACUGGGCUGGAAGGUGACAACCGCGAGAAGGAGGAUGACUCUCUUCGCCUGGGCUUCGGAUGACAUCACAUCCUCCCAACUCGAAAUCGGGCUCGGCGGCCGUCGGACGGGCGCAACUUCCCUGCUCCAUGUGCCACUGUCUCCUGCGCGCCUCCCCUCGCGCCUGAAGUGGAACCGCGGGAGCGCGUCAUGGCCUUGUGGGUGAGCCGGCUGCUCCUGCCGCUGGCCCUGCUGCUGUAUGCUGCUCCGGCCCUCGGGUCGAGAGACUUCCGGAUGUCGCCGCGGACAGUUGAGGUCAAGAGCCGGGGCGAGCGGGUGACGCUGAAAUGUCAGGUGCUGCUGUCCACCUCGGCGCAGGGCUGCUCGUGGCUCUAUCAGAAGCCAGGAGCCCCCACCAGCCCCAUCUUCCUAAUGUACACCUCCUCGACCCGGACCAAGCUGGCGGAGGGGCUGGACAGCAAGCGGUUCUCGGGGAUGAAGACCCAGGACGUCUACAGCCUCACCCUCAACGACUUCCAAGAAAAGGACCAAGGCUACUAUUUCUGCUCGGUCCUGAGCAACGCCGUGUUGCACUUCAGCCCCUUGGUGCCAGUCUUCCUGCCAGCGAAGCCCACGACGCCCGCGCCGCUGCCACCCACGCCGGCGCCCACCAACGCAUCGCAGCCAGUGUCCCUACGCCCGGAGACGUGCCGGCCAGCGGCAGGGAGAGCAGUAGACACGACGUGGCUUCACUUCGCUUGUGAUACCUACAUCUGGGCGCCUCUGGCUGGGACCUGCGCGGUCCUUCUCCUGUCUCUGCUCAUCACGGCCAUCUGUAACCACAGAAACCGAAGACGCGUUUGCAAAUGUCCCAGGCCCGCGGUCAGACUGGGAGGCAAGCCCAACCCUUCAGAGAGAUAUGUCUAACAUGGCGACAGGCCCUACACGACAGCCACUACAAGACUCCAAACUGAGAACUGUCCUUACAAGGAGAGCAACAGUCGUUCCUUUUUGGUUUUUUCAGCCUUCCUUAUUGUAUUCAUUCUCAUUAUUAUUAUCUUUGUUGGUUGGUGGGAGAAGUGUUACUUUUUCUUUAUGUCUUUAAUUGACACAAAACAAAAUUAGAUAAUGCCUCAGGUAUACUGUAAAGGUUACAAUACCAUUGUGCACACAUAUUGGGGGAAAGGACAGGCUGUGUUCUCAGACCAGGCCGUUAGAACUGGUGGGGGCCUCAUGACCACUUGGUCCAAACCUGUCUUCCACCCAGUUUACAGAGGAGGACGCUGAAGUCCAGAGAUGGGGAGAAGCAAAGCCCGGCUCUCUUCUUCCACACCAUUCAGGUCUUUCUCCAGGAGGCCUCUCUCUCAGCGUGGGGUUCUGUGUCUCAAACCACAAGGGAACAAGUCAUUUCUUGAGCACCUGUGAUAGACCCCCAUUACUGCACCCAGCACCUUGAGAAGGUAAUGAAAUAAGAGAAUUUCUGCCUUUUGCAGAGUUCUAUAAUGUACUUGAACAGUAUCAGACUUUUCUAUAAGCAAGCAUGAAAUUGUAUAGACAGCAGAAAUUCCUCAAAUAAAGUGGAUGGGGUGAACUGAAUCCUGGAAAAUGAAUAACUCGAUCUCUAAAGAAAAUCUCUGUGAAAUCUCUAAGUGGAGGUAAAACUACGCUCCCAAUCCUUCAUUGCAGAGGGAACCAUGAAAGAGGAGAAGCCACCCCUUUACAAAUAUGAUUACUGAUGAGCAUCAGUAAAGUUGACUGGAGGUCCUCUUGAAUCUCUAAAUUUGAGAUACCAUAUUUGAACAUGCUCCUGAGAUCACUGAUGACUCUUUAGUCUGUAAAGACAGAAUUGUUAAAGAGCUGCCAGCAGUGCCCUGGCCUCCCCUCGACCUGCAGUUGUAAGGACGUGGCAGAACAGACUCGGUUCUGGUGAGGAGGCUAAUUGCCUAAACUGCUGCCCUGCACAUGCAUCUCCUCUCUUAUGGUAUCCAAGAAAUGUGUGCUUGCUGGAAGAAAAAGCUUAAAUAGAUAAGGAAAUCAGAAUCACCCAUAAUUCUUUACUUCAGGUAUAAUCCACUAUUAGUAUUAUGGUAUACAUUCUUCCUGAUUAUUUUCUAUGCGUAUAUGUAAAAUAUAUAGUUUGCUUUUUGAAGAAAAAAAGGGGAUUGCACGAUGCUUUUUAUAAAUGGCUUUAAUAAACAUUUGUGACAUGCUUUUUAAUGGCAAAAUAACAUUCCAUUUUUGGUUGUGCCAUCAUUUAUUUAACUAUUACUCAACAUUUGAUUGUUUCCAUUUUUCACUGCUAUAAUACUGCUAAAAGUUAGCACACAUCUUUAUUUCUUUAAAAUAAAUACCCAAGGUGUGGCCAGUUAGCUCUGUUGGUUAAGAGAGUGGUGUUAAUAACACCAAGGUUGCUAGUUAGAUCCCCAUAUGGGCUUUGAGUGGCACCCUCCUUAAAAUAAAAAAAAUUUUUUAAUAAAAUAAAAUAAAUACCCAAAAAUAAAAUUACUGGAUCACUCCUCACUUUCAUCUUGGACUCCCCAUUUUCACAUCAAUUAAAACAGAUUAGCCUCUUCUUGCAUCACCUUCUUUUCUUCUUUCUGGUAACAGAUGAGCUGAUACUCCUCUCAUACUAAAUCACAAAGUCUUUAUUCUUGUUGUUGUAAAAUGUACAUACUGAAAAAGGUACAAAUCUCCAAGACACUUAGUGGUCUAAGUGAACACACUCAGCCAGCACCAGGUCAAAAAUAGAACUUUUUCUGCCCUCCAGAAACUGCCUUUCACAACCUUAAUUUUUUUUUUAAAGUUACUUUAAAAAAAAUUAGUUUCAGGUGUACAAAACAAUGC
Messenger RNA from Hipposideros armiger (great roundleaf bat), 2870 nucleotides. It is a transcript of the gene CD8A, whose product is annotated as CD8 subunit alpha. Lineage: Eukaryota; Metazoa; Chordata; Mammalia; Chiroptera; Hipposideridae. Bases 237 to 953 code for a protein of 238 amino acids. Gene Ontology annotation, biological process: cell surface receptor signaling pathway; T cell mediated immunity; cytotoxic T cell differentiation. The record is from RefSeq and is a predicted model, not a curated record. The transcript is spliced from 6 exons. Gene Ontology annotation, cellular component: external side of plasma membrane.